AUGGAUACAAGUCCAGCAAAUUAUGCAAAUUCAGUACCACAUAUAUCCUAUCUAGCUGAAGGAAAGAAGGAAAGCCCGUUUCUACCAUUGACAUCGCUGGAAUUUCUGAAGCAACAUGGUACCAAAUUGAAGCGUUUGAGGGAAGGAAAUCUCAAUGAGCUGAGCUCUGAUACGCUGAUGGAUACUCCUGACCAUCCGGCCCAGUCAACUGCUAGCCCCAUGAAGGUAGCAAAAGUGCAACUACGUAAGUUCAACUCCCAGAAGAUUGAUGUUCUUUCUUAUGUGGCCAGUCGCAUUGGAACCAUGGUUCAAAGUCGCGGUCGCGGUCGCAGUCGCGGCUUGGAACGUUCCACAUCGGUCUCGGCAUAUCCGUCGCGGUUUCGAUCUGAAGGAGAUUAUUUUGAGUUGGAAUUUGAUGAAGAGUUGGCUAUUUUUUUGGCCUUGCGUCUGUGGACUCAACAAUUUGAGCAGAGGAAUCUUUUGCAAGAAGGAAGUUUCAGAGCUUUAAAUAGGUGGUUGACUGAGCAAAUUUACAUAAGCCAAUCUCUGUUCUUUACUAUUCUCAGUGAAAAGAUAAAAGACACGGAUACUACCCUAGAUGAAAAUUCAGUACCGCAAAUCUAUUAUCUAGAUGAAGGAAAGAAGGAAAGCCCGUUUCUGCCUUUGACAUCGCUGGAAUUUCUGAAGCAACAUGGUACCAAAUUGAAGCGUUUGAGGGAGGGAAAUCUCAAUGAGCUGAGCUCUGAUACACCAAUGGAUACUUCUCACCAUCCAGCUUUGUCAACCGCUAGCCUUAUGAAGGCAGCAAAAGCGCAACUAUUUAAGUUCAACUCCCAGAAGAUCGAUGUUUUUUGUUAUGUGUCCAGUCACAUUGGAACUCUAUCUGGUCUCCGCUCAGAAGUUCCUGGAGACUUGGAACUUGCACUGCUACUGCAAGCUGCUGCCGAAAAGGUGGCCAAUCAACAAUAUGUGCAAGCAAGGAAGUUGCUCAUCUUGUGUGGUUGCUUUGCUUCUAAAAGCGGCAGUCCUGUCCAAAGAGUUGUGUAUUGUUUCGCUGAAGCUCUUGAAAAGAAGAUUGAACAAGAGUGGGGAAUAGCUCCAACAGAGGAACUGGUAGGGAAGCUAAGGAAGCCAUUGGAUGAGAUGCUAGCCCAAGUUUAUAUGCAACCUGCAAUGAUGACAUCUCAACAGGAAACACCCUUCACUCUUUUUACUGAGUUUACAGCAACAGAAUCCAUCUUGAAUGCUGUAGCAUCAGCAAAAAGGGUUCAUCUGAUAGAUUUUCAAAUUAACAAUGGAGCACACUGGACACUGAUUAUGCAAGCUUUAGCUGUCAGAUACGAAUGUCCCUUUGAACAUCUCAAGAUAUCGGCCGUUGGAACCUCUAAGAAGAUAAUGGAAGAGACUGGCAAGUGGUUGUCAUCUUUCGCUGAGACCCUCAAUUUGCCUUUUUCAUAUAAGAUGGUUGUAUCAGACCUGAAGGACCUCAGGGAAAAUUAUUUUGAGUUGGAAUUUGAUGAAGAGUUGGCUAUUUACUCGGACAUGCGUCUUUGGACUCAACUAGUAUGGCCCAAUCACUUGAAAGCUCUAAUGGGUGUUAUCAGAAAACUCAAGCCAAGAAUAGUGGUGGUCAAAGAAUUUGAGGCAAAUACAAAUGCACCAAAUUUCCCAGAACGCUUUGAUGCAGCACUUCUUCUAUUCAGUGCAAUGUUUGAUUGUAUCAACUCUUGCAUGGAUCAUCACGUUUUGUAUAGAAAGAUGACUGAAGAAGUUAUCUUUCCACGUAUGGUUCAAAACAUUAUCGUGGCUGAGGGAAUGGAGAGGUUUCAACGACAUGAAAAAAUCGGUUUUUGGAGGAAGCUUUUCGCAGAGUUCGGAAUGGCAGAAACAGACCUGACCCGCUCAUCAUUAUGUGAAGCAAGCUUGUUCCUUAGAAGUUCUGAGCGCUUGAGUUCUUGUACUGUGGACAUGGAUGGGAAAUGUCUGAUCAUGGGGUGGAAGGGUGCUCCAUUUCAGUCUCUUUCAGCCUGGAAGUUGCAGAAUGAGUACGAAAUCUAG
Molecule: messenger RNA, 2058 nt
Organism: Coffea arabica (coffee)
Lineage: Eukaryota; Viridiplantae; Streptophyta; Magnoliopsida; Gentianales; Rubiaceae
Product: DELLA protein RGL1-like
Source: RefSeq, a predicted model, not a curated record